AUGAAAAUGGUUGGAUCAACGGUGAAUAUUGAUGUUAAACUCGUCAAAGUCAAACUGCGGUUUACAAAACGUAUCCAAGGAUUCAGGAGUCGAGUUGAACCAACAAAGGCGUACAAGCAACUGAUUCAACUACAAAUAGAGCAUUGGAACCAAGUAGGCAAGUUAAAGCGACAGUUUAAUAGACAUAUCAACAAACAUCCUUUCCACCCAAAAUACAAAACAAUACAAUGCAAGACACAUGUUCACCAAUGUGGAAGAGUUGAUGCAAAAUAUACCGAAGAAAUCACCAACCAAAACAUUGGAUAUUGGCUUGAUAUUCAAUUUGGGUAUAUGCUGCAAAAUGUAGAUACUGAAAAGACAAUUCAAUUUAAUAUUUCAGAUAAUACAUUAUUGUUUAAUGGUAACAAUCAAUCCAUGAUUAAUAUGGAUAUUGAGAUUGUUUUGGAUCUGAUUGACGGAAAUAAUAUUAUUGAAUGCAUGAAACAUCAUAAUUCAAAGUAUAUUGUUGAAAGUAUCUAUGAGUAUGCUAUCCUUGCAAAUAACACUGGUUGUUAUCAGGUCAUUGAUGUAUAUGAAACAAACCGUGUCAAUGUAUCAAUCAACAAUCCAGUAACUGUUGAUGCAAUACACAACACAGUAUACACAAUCAAUAAUAUGGUUGUUGACCCAUUCACAAUACUCGAUAAAUAUUAA
Messenger RNA from Batrachochytrium dendrobatidis JAM81, 693 nucleotides. RefSeq lists its product as uncharacterized. The transcript has a single exon. NCBI's taxonomy places the organism in Eukaryota, Fungi, Chytridiomycota, Chytridiomycetes, Rhizophydiales. The record is from RefSeq and is a predicted model, not a curated record. The coding region runs from base 1 to 693 and encodes 230 amino acids.